Molecule: messenger RNA, 2985 nt
Organism: Rhododendron vialii
Lineage: Eukaryota; Viridiplantae; Streptophyta; Magnoliopsida; Ericales; Ericaceae
Product: digalactosyldiacylglycerol synthase 1, chloroplastic
Exons: 8
Coding region: 132-2534 (800 amino acids)
Biological process (GO): galactolipid biosynthetic process
Cellular component (GO): chloroplast outer membrane
Molecular function (GO): digalactosyldiacylglycerol synthase activity
Source: RefSeq, a predicted model, not a curated record
UUAAAUCUCAACUCCCUUCAGCCCUCACAUUUUCUCCCUCUCUUACAUCAUCUCCUCUUCACAGAACAAACAGAGGGUCCAGAGGUUUCCAAAACCUUACGAACCCUACCCCGACGAAUUCGAUACCGUAGAUGAUAAACCUGAAACCACCGGAGGCCCGCGCGUCCACCUCGGCGCCGGUGACGGCGGAGAAGGCGCUGUCGUCGAUCAUCUCGCGAGGAUGGAAGGAGGUGAGGGACUCGGCAGACGCCGAUCUCCGGUUGAUGAAGAACCGGGCCAACUCGUUCAAGGACCUGGCCUCAUCGUUCGACCGGGAGCUCGAGAACUUCCUCCACUCCGCCUCCAAAUCCACGUUCGCCGUCCCGGCCAUCGGGUCGUCCCCGUCCGAGAGCGAUUUCGUCAAGCGGUUGAAGCCGAAAUUGUCCGAGUUUCGACGGACCUACUCGUCGCCCGACUUUAGCCGCAAGGUACUGGAGAAAUUGAGCCCUAGGGCAAGUAUUCGCAUCGACUUGUCGGCGAUUAGGAAUGCGAUUGUGUCAGAGGUGGAGGACAGUGAGGGUGCUGUUGAUUUUGAUGAGAAGGGGAGGUUACGGAGGGGAAGGAGGGUGGGGUUUACAGACUUCAGGUGGGAGGAAAGUCGUUUAAAGGAUUGGGAGCCUGUUCGGGCGCUGAAGACACGAUUGCAGGAGUUGGAACGGAAGAGUUCAUCUUCUGAGAUUCUCGAGAGUCUCAAAAACAGUGAGUUUGUGGAGAAAGUCAAGUCAAGCUUGAAAGCAAUCCGCAAGGAGCCUACGGAGUCAAAGGAAGUCCCACCACUAGAUGUACCAGAACUUUUUGCAUAUUUAGUCAGGCAAUCUCGGCCAUUCUUGGAUCAACUUGGCAUUAGAAGAGAUAUAUCGGACAAGAUCGUGGAAAGCUUAUGCAGCAAACGCAAGAAUCAACUUCUAUUGCGUUCCACAUCUGCAGGAGAAUCCUCCAUUCUUGAAAGUGAUAACAUUGGUGAUGAACUGGAUGUAAGAAUUGCCAGUGUCCUCCAAAGUACGGGGCAUUGUUAUGAGGGGGGCUUUUGGACUGACUCCUCAAAGCAUGACACGACAAAUGGGAAAAGGCAUGUUGCUAUUGUCACAACUGCUAGUCUUCCAUGGAUGACAGGAACAGCUGUAAAUCCACUAUUUCGAGCUGCUUAUUUGUCUGAGUCUGCAAAACAAGAUGUCACACUUCUGGUUCCAUGGCUUUGCCGAUCAGACCAAGAACUAGUUUAUCCGAACAAUCUCACUUUCAGUUCACCAGAAGAACAGGAGGCUUAUAUACGUAACUGGCUUGAGGAAAGGGUGGGUUUCAAGACUGAUUUCAAAAUCUCAUUCUAUCCAGGAAAGUUUCAAAAAGAAAGGCGGAGUAUAAUGCCUGCCGGAGAUACUUCUCAGUUCAUUCCUUCGAAGGAUGCUGACAUUGCUAUCCUGGAAGAACCAGAACACCUGAAUUGGUACCAUCAUGGUAAACGUUGGACUGAUAAGUUUAACCAUGUUGUGGGUAUUGUUCAUACAAAUUACUUAGAAUACAUCAAGAGGGAGAAGAAUGGCGCUAUUCAAGCUUUCUUUGUGAAGCACAUUAACAAUUUGGUCAUGAGAGCAUACUGCCACAAGGUUCUUCGCCUUUCCGCUGCCACCCAGGAUUUACCCAAGUCUGUAGUAUGCAAUGUUCAUGGUGUGAACCCCAAGUUUCUGAAAAUUGGCGAAAAAGUUGAUGCAGAAAGGGAGCGUGGAGAGCAAGCCUUUACAAAAGGAGCAUAUUUCUUGGGGAAGAUGGUUUGGGCGAAAGGAUAUCGGGAGCUGAUUGAUUUGUUAGCAAAGCACAAAAAAGACCUCGAUGGCUUCGAUUUGGAUGUGUUUGGAAAUGGAGAGGAUGCUCAUGAAGUUCAGAGCACGGCUAGAAAGUUAGAUCUGAAUCUCAACUUCAUGAAAGGCAGAGACCACGCUGAUGAUUCUCUUCAUGGAUACAAGGUCUUCAUAAAUCCAAGUGUUAGUGAUGUGCUAUGCACUGCCACCGCCGAGGCCCUUGCAAUGGGAAAAUUUGUUGUUUGUGCAGAUCACCCGUCAAACGAGUUCUUCAGGUCUUUCCCCAACUGUAUGACUUACAGUACUCCUGAAGAUUUUGUUGCGAAGGUGAGAGAAGCAAUGGCUAAUGAGCCUCAGCCGCUCACUUCCGAACAACGAUACAACCUAUCUUGGGAAGCCGCCACCCAGAGAUUCAUGCAGUAUUCCGAGCUUGACAGGGUCUUGAAUAUUAAUGAUAAAGAAGUCGAUUCACAGUCAAGUCAAAAUAACCACCAAAUCAUGAAAAAAUCGGUGUCGAUGCCUAACUUGACGGGAGUGGUUGACGGAGGGUUGGCAUUUGCCCACUACUGUUUCACAGGGAACGAGUUCCUUAGGAGGUGUACAGGGGCGAUGCCAGGGACACGGGAAUACGACAUGAAGCAUAGUGAAGACUUGCAUCUCUUGCCUCCGCAGGUAGAAAAUCCUAUAUAUGGCUGGUAGAUAGGCUUCUUGUUUAGGGGUAUAUGCGUGAAUCCUUUGACUGUAUAACCACAGUUAGAUCCUCUACAUAGGAGCAUGUGGGUGUUUGUAAAAAAAAGAAUUAUGGAAGAGGCAGAUUCUGUAUAGCGGAUUUAAAAGCAUCAAAAUGGUCUGUUCUCAAAACUAUUUCCUAAGCAGUUCUGUUAGUUGUUUUUGGUCCAAAAGCAUAAGCAGGAGUUGUGUCAAACAAGUUGGGAAGGAACAAGUGGGUGCAGUUUCUGAGGCUCCAGAAUUCAAAAGCACUUGUGACAUGGAAGCCGGCAGCCAACAAGCUCAAGUAAUGCUUGACUGUAUAUAGUUUUUUUUGACUGAGGUGUGCUUUUCUAUUUCUAGCAAACUUGUAUCUCAACGUCUAGCUGGUAUCAGACUAUGCUUUUCUUUAGGUAUAUACAUGCAGAAUCUCGGAUGUCAA